ACAUGUCAUUUGAACUUGUUUUUUUUUUUUCUCAAUAGAUGCUAUGUCGUCUACCUUUCUUCUUUUAGAAGCCCUAAGUAGUUGAAACACUGUAACAAGCUGUGCCUGUAUCGAACCGAACGUUGUCGUUGCUGGAGCCGAAUGCUGCCUUCGCCAGAACCAGAUCUUCAUCAUCGACGCGGUUCCUACCGUUGCCUGGGAUAGCAAUGACAUUGUUAGAUAUCCGUUCACUGCUUCUAUUCUCAGCUGUUUUUCGUGUUAUACUAAUUGUAUAUGGAGAGUGGCAAGAUGCCCAUAUGGAGGUUAGAUACACUGAUGUUGACUACCUUGUCUUUUCUGAUGCUGCAUCUCUAAUGGCUUCGGGCGAUUCCCCUUAUAAGAGAACCACAUAUCGCUAUUCCCCCUUGCUUGCGUUUCUUCUCAUUCCAAAUUCAUUUGUCCAUAGCGCCUGGGGAAAGUUUCUCUUUUCAUCUUCAGAUAUACUUGUCGGAUAUUUCAUCUACAAUAUUCUAAAGCUGCGGAAGGUUCCUGAAAACAUCUGCAACUACUCUGUCAUGACAUGGCUCUUUAAUCCAUUUACCUUCACCAUUGGGACACGUGGGAACUGUGAACCCAUUGUUUCUGCCAUGAUAUUGUGGAUCAUUAUCUGUCUUAUGAAAGGUCGUGUGUUACAGUCAGCAUUUUGGUAUGGAGUUGUUGUCCAUUUCAGGAUUUAUCCUAUAAUUUAUGCUAUUCCUAUAAUCCUGGUUCUUGAUCCGAACUUCUUCCCAUCUGGUCAGAAACCUGUCCUACGGAGCUGGAGUGCUGUUCAGGGAGAGAGACCGAAUGAUGGGGAUGGCUGGUGUGCUUCACAUAAUUUAUUAAAAAACUUGUUCACAAGGGACAGGCUGAUAUUUGGACUGGUCUCAGGAUUGGUUUUCUUCUUCUGCACUGGUCUGUUAUUCUGUUUAUAUGGGUGGGAGUUUCUACAUGAAGCACUGCUGUACCAUCUUACUCGUACAGAUCCAAGGCACAACUUUUCCAUCUAUUUCUAUCACAUAUAUCUCCAGUACGGGCAUGAUAUUUCAGUGUUGGAAAAGCUUAUCUCCUUUUUGCCGCAGUUUGUGGUUCAGCUUGUUCUCAUUUUCCGCUUUGCACAGGAUUUACCAUUUUGCCUAUUUGUGCAGACUGUGGCAUUCGUGGUGUUCAAUAAGGUGAUUACAGCACAAUAUUUCGUUUGGUUCUUUUGCUUGCUGCCUCUAAUACUCCCAUGGAGUAAAAUGAAGCUUAAAUGGGAUGGAUUGUCUUGUAUUCUUUUGUGGGUUGGAGCUCAGUCCCAUUGGUUAAUGUGGGGCUACCUGCUUGAGUUCAAGGGUAAAAAUGUCUUCUUACAGCUUUGGAUGGCUGGUUUAGUGUUUCUAGCAGCCAACAUAUUCAUCCUUGUCAUGAUUAUCCGCCAACAUAGAUGUACUUCAGUUUUUAGAUCUUUAGAGCAUGUCCAGUCCAAGAAUGUUGAAAAGCUUGAGUGAGUCACCCUGACCCAUGCUUGAACAGUGUAUGAUUUUCAAUUUUCAUUCUUUUUGUUAUUUCCCUAGAUGUGCUUCAGUUUUGGAAGGUUAACAAAUCAAGUUCAUGGCUACAGUUAAUUUUGAAAACUGAUAAUCAUGUUGAAAUUUGUGUUUUCCCCCCUCUAAAGGUGAACAAAUAGGUGAGUCAAUGUCUUCCCUUUUUCCCCAGUACAUAUACAUAUACAUAAUCUAAAAGAAAUGAAGUCAGUUUUAUUGCUUC
Messenger RNA from Lotus japonicus, 1767 nucleotides. Its product is annotated as GPI mannosyltransferase 1. Gene Ontology annotation, biological process: GPI anchor biosynthetic process. Bases 207 to 1508 code for a protein of 433 amino acids. Gene Ontology annotation, cellular component: glycosylphosphatidylinositol-mannosyltransferase I complex; membrane. NCBI's taxonomy places the organism in Eukaryota, Viridiplantae, Streptophyta, Magnoliopsida, Fabales, Fabaceae. Gene Ontology annotation, molecular function: alpha-1,4-mannosyltransferase activity; GPI mannosyltransferase activity. The record is from RefSeq and is a predicted model, not a curated record. The transcript has 5 exons.